Scatophagus argus is the source of this 4254-nucleotide messenger RNA. RefSeq names its product cofactor required for Sp1 transcriptional activation, subunit 7 (gene crsp7). Gene Ontology annotation, molecular function: transcription coregulator activity. The coding region runs from base 563 to 2296 and encodes 577 amino acids. Gene Ontology annotation, cellular component: nucleus; mediator complex; core mediator complex. The record is from RefSeq and is a predicted model, not a curated record. NCBI's taxonomy places the organism in Eukaryota, Metazoa, Chordata, Actinopteri, Scatophagidae. The transcript has 3 exons. Gene Ontology annotation, biological process: regulation of transcription by RNA polymerase II; positive regulation of gene expression.
CUAAUGCUAGCUUGUUUACCUGCACUCCGGCAAACUCGACAAGGCAGCUCACCCAACAGAUGUCAAUUAACUGUUUAAUUCUCUUUGAAAAUGCGUUAUUUACGAUUUAGGUUGACACCGGCUCUGAAAAAUGACUGCGAAAGAUGGAGAGACGCUGAGCUCUCGAUUUGACAGCUUGUAAGCUAGCUUAGCAGAAGUGCUACCUGGGGUAGACAUAAGUAUCUCGUUAGCUGUUUUGUAUAGCCUGCUAGAUUCUAGCCUAGCCAUAUCACCAAAGCGGGCUUACAGUAUUUAACGACUUAAAAAUAUAACUUAAUGCAUACAUUUGCUCUGGAAGUACCUGUUUAACUUUGGAAUUACGUUAUCUGUGCCCUCUACUAAUUGCUCAGCGUUUCGUUGUAGACCGUUUCAUGCCAAUAAUUUCUUGUAACGAAGUGUGGGAGGUGGCUAGCUAACUUAACUGUUAGCUUGAAUAGCUACGUUUUAGGAAAUAGUCGGACCCUGCCUUCUCAAGUUAGUUAGAUGCUAGCGGUAGCCAAAUCAGCUAACUCAAAUAUGCAAUAUGGUGGUUGUACUGGAGGUAAUUUCCUGUCUUGAAAAAUAUCCUAUCACCAAAGAAGCACUUGAGGAAACUCGACUAGGAAAAUUGAUCAAUGAUGUGAGGAAGAAGACCAAGGAUGAAGACCUUGCGAAGCGUGCUAAGAAACUGUUGAGGAACUGGCAAAAGCUGAUUGAACCUGGGCCACCUGUGGCUGCAAGUGCCCCUGGGUCUACCAAUGGCAGUUCUCAUCCCUGCAGAACCGAGGCCUCUCCUCCAGACAUUUCUGUGUCAGGGAAGGGUGUCCCUGAGGUCAAAAUCAGAAACGAUGUUCACAACACAUACUCACCAAAAGCUGAGAGAUCAAGCAGCCGGAAACGCCGAGCAGACCACAGAGACAGUGGAUUGCACUUACCAGAAAAAAUCUCCAAGAUGUCAUCAUAUGAUAACUCUGUUUCACCACCACCCACCAAUGGGAUUGCAUGCAGUCCUGAUGCUCUGCCUGAGCAGCAAGUUAUCCCAUCUCCUGACAGAUCUCGGACAGAGCACCUUGAUAAUGAUAAAAUCAACAGAAUUCCGGUAAAUGCCGUCAAGCCUCGCCCCAGUUCCCCUGGAGUAGCCAAACUACCUAGCACUUCUUCUAUGAUCAAGGUUGCUGUGAUGCAGCAACAAGCCAGGUUGGAUGAAGGAGGGGCAUAUUACCAAGCCAAAAGUCCUCGCGGUCUUACUACCAGUCCAAGGAGCGUGAAGCAAGACACAGUGACCAAGCGCUCUUCAGCAUAUGCACCGAAAGGAACACCUAUCCCAAGCCCUUCCUCUAGGGACUCUCCCUUGUCUUUGCCCCAGUCUGUAUCCUCCCCAGCCCAUGCAUCUUACGCUGACAAGCUGCCACAUUCUGCUCUUAGGUCUUCAAUGCACUGGGCCAGUUCGUCAGAAGUCCCCUCUCAUUGCCCACCGCAAGAUAUAUCUGCAACACUGGAAUCCCCGUCAGUCUCCCCUUCACCCUCUCACCUCCAACACAACACAGACCUACAGAGACCAACAUUUGAGGGAGCCAUGUCUCUGUCUGAUGACAUAGAUGGGACGAUGGUCCUCAAUUCAGAGCCUAAAAAGAGGAAGUACAGAUCAAGAGACUACUCUGUCAACUUAGAUGGCCAGAAAAUAGAGGACACGUCUAAGCCUGUACGGUUAAAAGAACGCAGAUUAACAUUUGACCCUGUCACCGGUCAGAUCAAACCUCUGGUACACAAAGAAUCUUCUCAAACAGAGGAAGCUCCCACUCCUGACCCUGCUGAGUUUAGGCAGAGAACUGAAAGUACUGUACAACAGCCAGUUGCCACCCCAGGCCCAGGUCCUAGCCCAAACCCUUUCCAUCAAACAAACUGGAAAGAGCUGUCCAGAAAUGAAAUCAUCCAGUCUUACUUGAACCUUCAGAGCAAUGUGCUCACCUCCUCUGGGGUCCAGGCCCCCAGUGCACACUUUUUCAUGUCUGAGUAUCUGAAAAGGGAAGAACAGGAGGUCAAGGACUCAAGGGAGAUUCACGUACUGCAAAAAGACAGCUCAGUAGGGGAUUUACCAGGCGUGAGCCGUGAGGUGACGGAUGAGGACCUGGGCAGGAUACACACACAGCACUGGCCGGGGGUGAACGGUUGUUAUGACACCAAGGACACCUGGUAUGAUUGGACAGAGUGCAUAUCAUUGGACCCUCAUGGAGAUGAAAACAAAUUGAACAUCCUGCCAUAUGUUUGCUUAGACUGAGGGGAUUGGGGAGGUUGCUGUUCUUUCCCGCUCCUCUUUUUUUUCUUUUUUGUUUUGUCUCACCACAGAGACAAGAUAUUUUGUGAUUUUGUUUGUCCACUGUGAGUUUGGCAACAGCCAGGCCUGCUAAACACCCUUCCCAUGCCACCUCCUCUUUCUGUGAUUAUAAUCUAUUGAGAUUUUGUUAUAAAAAGAGUAAAGAUUUAAAGAAUAGUUGAGUUUGUAAUAUCAAGGGCUGUUUCUGUUUUUAUUUUUCAAACUGAAAGCCACAGGAAUGAUGAGGCCCUAGCUGCAGAGCGCUGCUGCUAACAUUGAAGGCAAGAAAGAGACGACAGAAUUAUCCCAGAUAAUUGGAAAUGGUGUUGUGAUGAGAAUUUCUGAUGUUCUGAAUCGUACCUCUGUUUCAGGCUCACUGGGAUUACACUGUUUUGUUUUUUACCUUCUAGUUACUAAAGAGGUGUUAAAAUCUAUGGUUAAAUUUGGGAAGGCUGGGGUUUAGCUGUUCUGUCCUGACUGCCAUGUUGGUGCCCAGAAAGGUGUUGAUAGAGUUCAUCUAGCACAGGUAGAGCUGAACAUGUCCAGAAUAUGAAAUACUGGAGCAUAUUUGGCAAGAAGCUUUAUGUGAGAUAUAAAGAGUAAAUUAUAAAUUUCUUAUCAUGUAUACAUCUAUUUAUUUUGACCAGUUCAUUUAUGGGACGUCUACCCAUACAGAUGUUCAGAAACCUAUAGAUCUUUUUUUUUUUUUUUUUUUCCUUUUUGCAACACAAUAUUGUCAGCCUAAUCUUCAAUGUUAAUGGGACAUACAGAAAUUUCUGCACAGCCUUUCUUUAAGAUUGGCUGGUGCACUUGGUCAUAAGCAUUCCAUACCUCACCUUUAAUCCACUUUCACUCUCUCUGUUUCAUCACUCAGCUCUUAUAUGCCCACAAGAAGAAAUUUAUUCUGAAAAAAUAAAUCACCUGGUUUCAUCUACGUAGUGUGGAGCUACUGGAAAAUUCAUUCAGCUCAAAUGAAAAACUCUCACCUCACACUAAAUCUUUCCCAAACCUGAAAUGUUUAAGAUUGUCAAAUCAGUUGGUGCUGAUGAGUAAUUGUGACAAAAACAAGGAAAUGUUUGAAUGCCUGGAUUCACUUUGUUUCCAUUCCUUUACGUAUUGUUUGCCUUCUGGAAUUCCUUCACAGUGUUUUUCAGUUAAACAGCCUAAGUGAAUGUACAGGGUUGAGACCGCUGAUGCAGUUGACAACUUGUUGGUUCUUUCAUCAUUGACUUAAUUCAAGAUCAAGACCGACUGAUGCACUUACAGUUUAUGUACCAAUUGUAUCCUCAGAGUUUCAGACACAUUGAAAGUUUUAGCAGCAGCAGCUUUUGUGAAUUUAGAAAGCUCCAGUGAUGCUCAUUGAGGUAGAAGAUCUUUGGCUUCCAUAUUUAAACACAGCACCUGUAAAGGGACGGUGAGAGAGAGAGAGAGAGAAAGCUGUGUGCAUCAGAUCUUCUUGACAUUUUCCAUUUGACAUCUAAUACUUAAUUUUAAUUUCCCUUUAUACUCAUCAGUCACCACUGCUUUUUCUCACAUGACUCAAAUUAAGAUUGGCUUCUGUGCAGCCUCUCUGUCCAUACAUUCUUUCAGUCAUUCAUCCCUACCAAUGUGCCUUGGUAAAUGGUAAAUCUGGAUUUGCUUCCGCAUAAAGCACGCCUGUGUGUGGUGCCGGGUUUAUGUGCGAGAAUUCCAAAUCCCUUGAUCAAUAUGACGCUGUUUUAUGCACCAUUUCUGUUACUUUUUGUACACACUGAUCUAGUGAGGGUGAAGCUGCAGACAAUGAGAAACUGCACAACACAGCUGGCAAUAAAGGAAAAGUGCUACAACUGGUUGUUUUCUGGAGUUCUGACUGGGGCAUCUUUAUUUGUUCAGUGUUUAACAUCUCUCAAUUGUUUGAAAAAAUAAAAUGUUCUAAAUCUUCA